Eruca vesicaria subsp. sativa (arugula) is the source of this 879-nucleotide messenger RNA. The record is from the annotation of a GenBank genome assembly. Lineage: Eukaryota; Viridiplantae; Streptophyta; Magnoliopsida; Brassicales; Brassicaceae.
AUGGAAGGAAACAUGGAAAAAAAAAGUAGGGGUCGUCAGAGGAUCAAAAUGGCCAAGAUGGAAAAUAAGAGUAACCUUCAAGUUACUUUCUCCAAAAGAAGAUCCGGUCUUUUCAAAAAAGCUAGUGAGCUUAAUACACUUUGUGGUGCAGAUAUUGCCGUUAUUGUGUUCUCACCCGGUGGAAAAGUCUAUUCUUUUGGUCAUCCAAAUGUUGAAAUCAUGGUUAACCGAUUUAAACAUAUUAACCAGCCAUUUCCUAAUCCAACCAACAACAUGCCACUUAGUGAAGUGCAGCCGCAUACUCCCAUUCAACAAAUGAACGACUUUCUUACUCAGGUGAUGGAUGAUUUGGAAACAUCAAAAAAGAAAAAUGAAGAAUCAAAGAAAAAAAGAAAAAAUUCUAAAGGACCUGAGAAUUGGUGGGAAAAUCCCGUUGAAGAAAUUGACUUGGCUCAUGCCCAAGAAUUACUAGUUGGAGUGGAAAACGCGAAAAAAGUUGUUGCAGAUGAGACUUCCAAUUUUUUCCAAGUUUUUCCCCAUCCAAAUUUCUGUGUCGGAAGUUCCAGUGGUGCUUUUUUUAGGGAAUGUGGCUAUAUCAACCCUAAUUUGGACCAGUCUGAACAAAGAAGAAUGUUCAACGUGAAUACAUGCUACAACCAGAACAUGUAUCCUCCCAUUUAUCAGCUACCGUAUGGAAACAAUAGUUAUGCUGGAGGAUAUGUUCCAGAUCAAUACAACUUAAAUUGCAUGCGUGCGAUUAAUCAGUACCAGAACCAGAACCAGAACCAGAACCAGAACCAGAACCAGAAUCUGGGUUUUAGAGAUGAAGGCAUCUCCGAAAAUGAACGUCAUCAAGAUGGCCAUCCUCCUUAUUUCUGA